AUGGGUCUCGUAGCCCGUGAACAUGCUAUACCCCUUUGUGAUAACUCUCAGUUCGGGACACAGAACCUUGCGAAAAACCGGCCAAUCUUCAAGCCCGCCUGUGAGAAGGACUCUCAGUGUGGAGGGGGGAUGUGCUGUGCGGUCAGCUUAUGGAUCCGAAGCCCGAGGAUGUGUGCCCCUCUGGGACAGGAGCGAGACGAGUGCCACUGCUUGAGUCACAAGGUUCCCUUCUUUGGCAAAAGACUACACCACACAUGUCCAAGUCUUCCAAAUCUGGCAUGCAUCACCACAUCCAAGGGCAAAUCAAAAUGGCUUUCCCCGUACAUGUACCAAGAAUACUACCUCCGAGGACAACCACCAAAAAUGCAGCUAGUGAUUUACUAUGCCUACAUUAGCAGUUUGGAAAAUAAUGUUUUCAGGACAUUUAUUAAAGAUACUUUUCAGGUUGUCUUAGAUUUGCAAAGGACAAUUUGUUUAUCCUCCUUAAAAACAGGCUCCGGAACUUUGGCAACUACUAAGUACAUUUUAAACCUCCCGCUUUGGGCUGGAUGUGUCAAUGUGUAGAUCAUACAUGCAUAAUCUAUGAGUAG
Oncorhynchus mykiss (rainbow trout) is the source of this 590-nucleotide messenger RNA. The record is from RefSeq and is a predicted model, not a curated record. Lineage: Eukaryota; Metazoa; Chordata; Actinopteri; Salmoniformes; Salmonidae.